GGGCUUAUAGACGUACAAAACAGAACCCUUUUUAAGAUCUUCAAGAAAACGCAAUGGCGGCUGGAGCAGCAAGAGAAGAAUCAUCAAAGAGCAUGAUCCAACAACAUGGUUCUUCUUCUCUUCCUCCCCAAUAUCCAUACCCGUAUCUUGCUUUCGCCCAUGGCGAGGAACAAGAAAACCAGAGCUUCUUCGACGUGACAUCCUCAGAACCCGGAACCAAAUCCAUACCCGAAUUCAAGAACGAACCGGAAGUUAUCUCAUCUCAGGGCUGGUUAAUUUUGUAUCACUAUCCAGGAACGUCGUCACCUCAUAUGGAGCUGCAACUUUGGAAUCCCAUAACUCUGGAAUCCAUUCACCUUCCUCCCCUAAAUUUAGGACCAUGUGAUGUCGGAGGGGUAAUAAUAAUAUUGACAAAACCACCCACUGAUCCGGACACUCCUCCUCCUCGCAUUAUGUUCCGUCACGUUCAAGAUGACGACGAAAAAGAUUGGACCUACAGAGUUUGUGACGAAGAAAUCGACAAAUUCGACGACGAUCUAGAAGUCUGGGAUUCCGAUUUCCGUGUGGUACUCUGCAAUGAUAAGAUCUACGUUCUGCAAUGCCUUUCAAUUGCGAGCCUCCUCCCAAGUAUUCUCUAGAUGGCUGCCGAGUUAUUAGAGAUUGGGCGGAAUGUUGCGGCGACCUCUUUAUGGUAGUUGUUGAGCUUGGGGGAAUGGGUUUGAGCGAAGUGAGUGGUUAGCGUCAUGGUUUUCCAAUUAGAUUUCCUCAAUUUGGUCUGGGAUGUUGUCCACAGUCGUCCGGCCUUGCCUUUU
Molecule: messenger RNA, 812 nt
Organism: Oldenlandia corymbosa var. corymbosa
Lineage: Eukaryota; Viridiplantae; Streptophyta; Magnoliopsida; Gentianales; Rubiaceae
Source: the annotation of a GenBank genome assembly